Molecule: messenger RNA, 1446 nt
Organism: Spinacia oleracea (spinach)
Lineage: Eukaryota; Viridiplantae; Streptophyta; Magnoliopsida; Caryophyllales; Amaranthaceae
Source: the annotation of a RefSeq genome assembly
AUGAUUUUUCAAUCUUUUCUACUAGGUAAUCUAGUAUCCUUAUGCAUGAAGAUAAUCAAUUCGGUCGUUGUGGUCGGACUCUAUUAUGGAUUUCUGACCACAUUCUCCAUAGGGCCCUCUUAUCUCUUCCUUCUCCGAGCUCAGGUUAUGGAAGAAGGAGAAGAAGGAACCGAGAAGAAGGUAUCAGGAACAACAGGUUUUAUUAUGGGACAGCUCAUGAUGUUCAUAUCGAUCUAUUAUACGCCUCUGCAUCUAGCAUUGGGUAGACCUCAUACAAUAACUGUCCUAGCUCUACCCUAUCUUUUGUUUCAUUUCUUCUGGAACAAUCACAAACACUUUUUUGAUUAUGGAUCCACUAGCAGAAAUUCAAUGCGUAAUCUCAGCAUUCAAUGUGUAUUCCUGAAUAAUCUCAUUUUUCAAUUAUUCAACUAUUUCAUUUUACCAAGUUCAAUGUUAGCCAGAUUAGUGAACAUUUAUAUGUUUCGAUGCAACAACAAGAUGUUAUUUGUAACAAGUAGUUUUGUUGGUUGGUUAAUUGGUCACAUUUUAUUCAUGAAAUGGGUUGGAUUGGUAUUAGUCUGGAUACAGCAAAAUAAUUCUAUUAGAUCUAAUAAGUACCUUGUGUCAGAAUUGAGAAAUUCUAUGGCUCGAAUCUUUAGUAUUCUCUUCUUUAUUACCUGUGUCUACUAUUUAGGCAGAAUGCCGUCACCUAUUUUUACUAACAAACUGAAACAAAUGCUAGAAACGAACGAAAUUGAGGAAGAAACAAAUUUAGAAAUAGAAAAAACUUCCGAAACGAAGGAGACUAAACAGGAAGAAGAGGGAUUCACCGAAGAAGAUCCUUCUCCUUCCCUUUUUUCGGAAGAAAAGGAGGAUCCGGACAAAAUCGAUGAAACGGAAAAGAUCCGAGUGAAUGGAAAGGACAAAACAAAGGAUGAAUUCCACUUAAAAGAAGCAUGCUAUAAAAAUAGCCCAACUUCUUAUUCUGGGAAUCAAGAUAUUUCGAAGUUAGAAAUACUUAAAAAAGAAAAGAAAAUCCUAUUCUGGUUUCAAAAACCCCUUAUUUUUCUUCUUUUCGACUAUAAACGUUGGAAUCGUCCAAUGCGAUAUAUAAAAAACAAUCGGUUUGAAAAUGCGGUAAGAAAUGAAAUGUCACAAUAUUUUUUUUAUACAUGUCAAAAUGAUGGAAAACAAAGAAUUUCUUUUACAUAUCCACCUAGUUUAUCAAUUUUCUGGGAAAUGAUACAAAGAAAGAUUUCUUUGGCUACAACAGAAAAAUUCUUAUAUGAUGAUGAACUAUACAAUUAUUGGAUUUAUACGAAUGAACAAAAAAAAAACAGCUUAAGCAAUGAAUUUGCUAAUAGAAUUACAGUUCUAGACAAAGGACUUUUUUAUAUAGAUGUACUUGAUAAAAAAACUAGAUUAUGUAAAAGUAAAAAUGAAUAA